Molecule: messenger RNA, 4965 nt
Organism: Drosophila willistoni
Lineage: Eukaryota; Metazoa; Arthropoda; Insecta; Diptera; Drosophilidae
Gene: Uggt
Product: UDP-glucose:glycoprotein glucosyltransferase
Exons: 2
Coding region: 215-4897 (1560 amino acids)
Cellular component (GO): endoplasmic reticulum
Molecular function (GO): UDP-glucose:glycoprotein glucosyltransferase activity
Source: RefSeq, a predicted model, not a curated record
UCUACUUAUAAGACGGUCACACUGGCGUUCUAUGCAGGCCGGCUGAAACGCCACAUCAGUGUUAAAAUUAAAUUAACGAAUCAAAAGUUGGCUAGAAACUAUUUAAAACCAAUCCAUUCGAAAUCCUUUGUUUAAUUUAACUUUGGCGCUUGGCCAUUAUGUGCAUGAGGCCAUUCACAUUCAACUAGAAACCGUGAGAUCAAAGCAUUUAAAAAUGUUACGUCUUGUGUGUGUGUUUGUGCUGCUGGCGGCUUUGUUAGCACCAGCUCCAGUUGCCCCUACGCAGCAGUCGCAAUCGCAGUCUACCCAGAGUUAUCCCAUUACCACGCUGAUAAAUGCCAAAUGGACACAGACGCCAUUGUAUUUGGAAAUUGCUGAAUAUUUGGCCGACGAGCAGUCUGGCCUCUUCUGGGACUAUGUUGAUGGAGUGACCAAACUGGAGACGGCUCUAAAAGAUUAUGAUACGGAGUCGCAACAGUAUAAUGCCGCCCUGCAAUUGGUGAAAUCUCAUGUGAGCCCGCCGCAAUUGCCUCUGCUUAAGCUGGUGGUGUCCAUGCACAGUUUAACGCCCAGAAUACAGACACAUUUUCAGCUAGCCGAUGAGUUGCGCAGCUCUGGUGCCUGUGAGGGAUCGACAUUUGCUCAAGUGGGCACUGAAUUGGCCUGCAGUUUUGCCGAUCUGCAAAAGAAAUUGGGUUUGCCCAAGGCCAAGGAUAGCUUGGAUAGUUUGGUGGAUACCUAUAGUUUUGAUCACAUCUAUCCGGGUAGUGAGAAUAAUACAAGAACUGUUAUUCUAUACAGCGAUUUGGGUAGCUCACAGUUCCGUUCAUAUCAUAAACUGCUCGAAAAGGAGGCCAACCUUGGAGGAAUACGUUAUAUUUUGCGUCAUCAGUUGGCCAAGAAGGAUAAGCGUCCGGUACGUCUAUCCGGCUAUGGCGUUGAAUUGCAUUUGAAAAAUACAGAAUACAAGAGUCAAGAUGAUGCACCCAAACCAGAAGCGGGUGGCAAUUCGGAUGAAAACGAUGCCACCAAUGAAUCAGAUGUACUUGGAUUUGAUUUCAAAGUAUUGAAACAAAAGCAUCCCAAUCUAAAGCGUAAUCUAGAUCAAUUGCGUCAACGAUUGCUACAAGGCAACGAUGAGAUAGCCCAACUGAAGGCAUGGGAAUUUCAGGAUUUGGGCUUACAAGCUGCAGCAGCCAUAGCCGAGAUACAAGGUGAUGAAGCCUUGCAAAUACUUCAAUAUACAGCACAUAAUUUCCCAAUGCUGGCGAGAACUUUGCUUGCCCACAAGGUAACCGAUUCCCUGCGAACGGAAGUCAAAUAUAAUACCGAAGCAUUUGGUCGUAGCCUAAAUGUGGCGCCUCCAGAUGGAGCACUGUUUAUUAAUGGCCUAUUCUUUGAUGCCGAUACCAUGGAUUUGUAUACGCUUAUUGAUACAUUACGCUCUGAGAUGCGAGUCCUUGAGAGUUUGCAUAGCAAUAAUGUGAGAGGAAAUCUGGCUAGUUCAUUGUUGGCCUUAGAUUUGACCACCUCAAGUAAAAAGGAGUUUGCCAUUGACAUCAGAGAUACGGCCGUGCAAUGGAUCAAUGAUAUUGAAACCGAUGCCCAAUACAGACGUUGGCCCGCCUCAGUAAUGGACUUGCUGCGUCCAACUUUCCCGGGCAUGUUACGGAAUAUUAGGAAAAAUGUAUUCAAUUUAGUUUUAGUUAUCGAUGCCCUACAACCCACGGCACGUAGUCUGAUCAAAUUGUCGGAAUCAUUUGUCAUCCAUCAGGCACCCAUACGUCUGGGCUUGGUCUUUGAUGCACGCGAUGCCAAAGAGGAGACCAAAGAUGAUUAUAUUGCCAUAGCGUGUGCCUUCAAUUAUGUGAGUCAAAAGAAAGAUGCACGAGCUGCCUUGAGUUUCCUAACUGAUAUCUAUGCAGCUGUUGGUGAAACAAAAAUUGUUACCAAAUCGGACAUUGUGAAACAAUUGACCAAAGAGUUUACCACAUUGAAUGCAAAUAAGGCUAAAGAAUUCCUUGAAGAGGACUCCGACUAUGAUUAUGGUCGGCAAUUGUCCGAAGAGUUUGUCCAGCGUUUGGGUUUCGCCGAUAAGGGACAACCCCAAGCUCUGCUCAAUGGCGUACCCAUGCCCAGUAGCAUUGUCACGGCUGAUAGCGAUUUUGAAGAAGCCAUAUUUACGGAAGUUAUGACUCAAACGGCCAAUCUACAGAAGGCCGUCUAUCGCGGAGAAAUGACAGACAGCGAUGUGGCCAUCGAUUAUCUAAUGAAUCAGCCUCAUGUUAUGCCGCGCCUUAAUCAACGUAUACUCAGUCAAGAGGAUGUCAAAUAUCUGGAUAUAAAUGGCGUACCAUCAAAGCAAUUGAGCAAUGUUGGUGCUCUCAAUAAGCUCUCCAAUCGUGAUAUGACUGCCACUCUAAUGGACAAUCUGCGUUAUUUUGGUGGUAAAAAAUCAUCGGAAGAAAUUGGUCGUGCCAAUUUACAAUUCUUAACCUUGUGGGUGUUUGCCGAUUUGGAUACAGAAGAGGGUCGCACCCUGCUCACACAUGCUUUGGAAUAUGUGCAAAGUGGACAGAGUGUACGUCUUGCCUUCAUACCGAAUACAGAGAGUGCCAGUGUCAAGGAUUCACGUAACCUGAAUCGUUUAGCCUGGGCAGCAGUUCAAAGUCUCAGUCCCAAAGAGGCCACAGAUCAAGUGUUGAAAUGGCUAAAGAAACCUAAAGAAAAAAUUGAAAUACAGAAGAAACUCCAGGACAUUCUAGGCUCCACGGAACUGCAUUUGAAGAUGCUGCGUGUGUAUGCCCAACGGGUUUUGGGUUUAAACAAAUCCCAGCGGUUAGUUAUAGGCAAUGGUCGACUCUAUGGUCCGUUGACAAUACAAGAGACCUUUGACAGUGCUGAUUUUGCCCUUUUGGCACGGUACAGUUCUCUUCAAUAUGGUGAUAAGGUGCGUCAAGUGUUGAGAGAAUCGGCCCAAGAUGUAUCUAGUGAUUUUACCAGCGAUACGCUCUUGAAACUCUAUGCCAGCCUUUUGCCACGACAGACCAAGACACGUUUUAAGCUCCCGGCGGAUCUUAAGACCGAUCAUUCAGUUGUCAAAUUGCCACCCAAAGAGGAGAAUCUACCGCAUUUUGAUGUGGCUGCCAUUUUGGAUCCAGCAUCGCGUGGUGCACAGAAGCUAUCGCCCAUCUUGAUACUUAUCCGUCAGAUUUUAAAUUGUCAAUUGAAUCUCUAUUUGACGCCAGUGCCGCAGCAUAGUGACAUGCCGGUUAAGAAUUUCUAUCGUUAUGUUGUCGAGCCAGAGGUGCAAUUUGAGACCCACGGUGAACGCUCCGAAGGACCAUUGGCCAAAUUUAGCGGCUUGCCAGCGAAUCCUCUAUUGACGCAGCAAUUACAAGUGCCCGAAAAUUGGCUAGUGGAGGCUGUAAGAGCUGUCUAUGAUUUGGAUAACAUUAAGCUACGCGACAUUGGUGGCCCAGUGCAUAGUGAAUUCGAUUUGGAAUAUUUACUACUCGAAGGACAUUGCUUUGAUGCUGGCAGUGGAGCACCGCCGAGGGGUCUACAACUGGUGCUGGGCACAAAGACACAACCAACUCUAGUGGACACCAUAGUGAUGGCAAAUUUGGGCUACUUCCAGUUGAAAUCGAAUCCAGGAGCCUGGAAUUUGCGUUUACGCGAUGGCAAAUCCACAGAUAUUUAUGCCAUAAGUCAUGCCGAGGGCACAAAUACCAAUCAUCCGGUUGGGGCAACUGAUGUCCAGGUGUUGAUCACCACACUGCGAUCGCAGGUUAUUAAAUUAAGAGUUUCCAAGAAGCCGGGAAUGCAACAGGCCGAGCUUCUCUCCGAUGAUAAUGAGCAGGCUGCCCAAUCAGGCAUAUGGAAUAGCAUUGCCAGCAGUUUUGGUGGCAGUAAUGGCAAUCAGGCUGCCGCCGAUGAGGAUACCGAGACUAUAAAUAUUUUCUCUGUUGCCUCAGGACAUCUGUAUGAACGUCUAUUGAGAAUUAUGAUGAUAUCCUUGCUAAAGAAUACCAAAUCACCGGUGAAAUUUUGGUUCCUUAAGAAUUAUCUAUCGCCACAAUUCACCGAUUUCCUGCCACAUAUGGCAAGAGAAUAUAAUUUCCAAUAUGAAUUGGUUCAAUACAAAUGGCCACGUUGGCUGCAUCAGCAAACAGAGAAACAGCGAACCAUUUGGGGUUAUAAGAUUCUCUUCUUGGAUGUCCUCUUCCCCCUAAAUGUGAGAAAGAUAAUUUUCGUGGAUGCCGAUGCCAUUGUGAGGGCAAACAUUAAGGAAUUGUAUGAUCUGGAUUUGGGCGGAGCACCAUAUGCCUAUACACCGUUCUGUGAUUCACGCAAGGAAAUGGAGGGAUUCCGUUUCUGGAAGCAGGGAUAUUGGCGUAGUCAUCUAAUGGGCCGACGCUAUCAUAUUUCUGCCCUCUAUGUUGUCGAUUUGAGACGUUUCCGUAAAAUAGCAGCCGGCGAUCGUUUGCGUGGCCAAUAUCAGGCACUCAGUCAGGAUCCAAAUAGUUUAUCCAAUUUGGAUCAGGACUUACCCAACAAUAUGAUACAUCAGGUGGCAAUUAAAUCACUGCCCGAUGAUUGGUUAUGGUGUCAGACCUGGUGCAGUGAUAGCUCAUUCAAAUCGGCCAAGGUGAUUGAUCUGUGCAAUAACCCACAAACAAAGGAAGCCAAACUAACGGCUGCUCAACGUAUUGUGCCCGAAUGGAAAGAUUAUGAUGCAGAACUGAAGACCCUAAUGGCACGCAUUGAAGAUCAUGAGAAUGCCCAUGGCUCCAGGGAUGCCUAUGAUGAUGAUGAUGAUGAAGAUGACUAUGAGGGACAAUUAACUGGCACCACAUUGCCUCCUCCUCAUGAACCCAAACACGGCGAACUGUGAUCCUUUUUGUAGAUGAAUUUCCUCACAUCAACGUCUUUAGUAAAUAUUAAAUCCAAUGUCUUAAAAAA